CCGGCGCGUGGAGGAAAGGGGCGGGGCCGAGCGGGGCGCGCGACUAUUCAAAAGACGUAAUGACAGUGAACACAACACCGCUUGCUUUCAAGAAUAAGGCCAUAUUGGCUCCUAUGGUGCGGGUUGGGACCCUCCCAAUGAGGCUGCUGGCUUUGGAUUAUGGUGCUGAUAUUGUAUACUGUGAGGAGCUGAUUGACAUUAAGAUGCUUCAGUGCAAGAGAAUUGUAAAUGAGGUACUUGGAACAGUGGACUUUGUUGCUCCCAAUGGGAGGGUUGUGUUCAGGACAUGUGAAAGGGAAAGAGACUGUGUUGUCUUUCAAAUGGGGACAGCAGAUGCUGAGAGGGCCUUGGCGGUUGCCAAACUUGUAGAGAAUGAUGUGGCUGGCAUUGAUGUCAACAUGGGAUGUCCUAAAGAAUAUUCCACUAAGGGAGGUAUGGGAGCAGCACUCCUGUCUAAUCCUGACAAGAUAGAAUCUAUCUUGACUACUCUUGUCAAUGGAGUUUGUAAGCCAGUAACCUGCAAAAUCAGAAUCCUGCCAUCAAAAAAAGAAACAAUAAGUUUAGUGAAGAAGAUUGAGGAGACUGGAGUUGCUGCUAUUGCAAUUCAUGGAAGGAAGAAAGAAGAGCGGCCGCAGCAUCCUGUCCGAUGUGAUGUGAUCAAAGCCAUCUCGGAAGCAGUCUCUAUUCCAGUAAUAGCCAAUGGAGGCUCUCACGACUUCAUUAAAGAACAUUCUGACAUAGAGACCUUCCGACAAGCGACAGCAGCGUCCUCGGUCAUGGUGGCUCGUGCUGCCAUGUGGAACCCCUCGGUCUUCAGGAAGGAAGGUCCACAGACCUUGAAGGACGUCAUGCAGGAAUAUAUCAAAUACGCGGUGCGAUACGAUAACCACUACACCAACACAAAGUACUGUUUGUGCCAGAUGUUAAGGGAACAAUUAGAAAACGCACAAGGAAAGAAGUUACAUGCGGCACAAUCCAUGCAGGAAAUCUGUGAAGCCUUUGAGAUGAGCAGUUUCUACCACGAAACAUCAGCUCUUCUAGAAGCCAAAAAAGUUUCACUAGAAGCCAAGGAUCAAGACGAAGAUGACCAUGCGGAAGACGCAGAUGUCAUAAAAAUGGCAGUUAGAUUUGAUAAACGAGAAUAUCCCCCACAGAUUACACCCAAAAUGUGUCUUCUAGAAUGGUGUAGAAAAGAAAAGCACCCUCAACCGGUUUAUGAAACGAUUGAACGGCCGCUGGAUCGACUCUUCCGUUCUGUUGUCACAGUAGCAGAACAAAAGUACAGAUCAACCUUAUGGGAAAAGUCAAAGAAGUUAGCCGAACAAGCUUCAGCUAUUGCCUGUUUAAGGACUCUUGGACUCCCAGAGGGGAAGCGGGAUGAAGAGGCAAAUCAUUUGGUUAACAAACGCAAGAGGCAAGACGGAGAAUGUUUGAACAACGGGGAAUACCUAACAGAGGCUGCCUGUAAGAAACCCCAUUUUGUUUCAGGAGCGUCUAACUCCAGCGUUUCAUAAGUGCCACCCUACUGUGAAAACGGACUUUUUACAACUAUGCAGCUAUCAAUCCCCACGUGCUGCACACACCUGGAUGCAAUUAUUUGGAACAGGUAAAAAUGUUUGAAUUGCCUCGUGUGUAAAAACGUUGGUUUCUGGCUGCUUUUCUUUUGGUGCCUUUCAAUUGGGACAAAUACACAGUGUUAUUGGAAAAGAGCAGAUUGAACUCAAUAUUAAAUUCUCUUUCGCAGUGCUUGUAUUUUGAGUGUGGGGAAGGAGGAAAGGUUAAUUCUGACAUUUUCUGGUUGAAAAUUCUCUUCUUACUCAGAAGACAUUGCAGUUUGCCACUUGUGUUCUCUCUUUGGAGGAAAAUCAUAAUGACACAACCGAGCAACAAGCACAAUAACCCAAACCUCACGGAUCAUUACAUUUUAGAGAUUGUGGUUGCGUUCGGACAACACUAUAAAUGGUAGGUUAGUAGUCAACUCCACGGUUGAUUAUCAAGGUGGGGGGAACUCCCCACAUGACAUGAUUAUGAUCAACCGUGGUGUGGAUUAACGUCAGCGUCGAAUUGACUAUUAGUUAAUGGUGUGUUUAAUUGACACAUCCUUUGCCCUCUCUCCCCUCUCCAGUCCUCCCACUGGUAUCCCAUCAGCCAUUGCGAGUUCUGCCCGCUAGAAUGGCAGCUGCCACUUUGGUCACUUUUGCCAGGGGACUCUGCAGUCGCCAAAAAUAUCAACUGUGUGCCACGAAAUACUCAUUGGUGCCCAACAUAUGACAUGAUAACCGACGGUUGUUUAAAUAAUCAACUGUGCACAGUGUUGGUUAUUUUGGCCGAAUAACCAACUGUGGUGUGAAAAAGUCCCGACAGACGACACAAUAGCCCACUGUUGACUGUUUAACCCAUGGUUGGUUAUUGUGUCGUCCAAACCCAGUCUGUAUGGUUUUAAAUGAUAUAAAGUUAUGACACUCUGAAUCUACAUUUAAAAUAUUGGCUCUCUCAUUAUUGACCUUUAUUCUCUAACUAACAAUAAAAAUAUGU
Elgaria multicarinata webbii is the source of this 2535-nucleotide messenger RNA. RefSeq names its product dihydrouridine synthase 2 (gene DUS2). Bases 60 to 1514 code for a protein of 484 amino acids. Gene Ontology annotation, biological process: tRNA dihydrouridine synthesis. The record is from RefSeq and is a predicted model, not a curated record. The transcript has 16 exons. Lineage: Eukaryota; Metazoa; Chordata; Lepidosauria; Squamata; Anguidae. Gene Ontology annotation, cellular component: cytoplasm. Gene Ontology annotation, molecular function: tRNA binding; flavin adenine dinucleotide binding; tRNA dihydrouridine synthase activity.